CCUUUCCCACCCUCCUGCUCGCCCUUCCCCUGCUCCCUUCCCGGCGCCGCCCGCUCAGCGCGUCCGCGAGCCGCGAGCCGCGCGCCCUAGCGAGCGCGGCCCUUUCCUGUCGGUCCCCGGGGUUAGUCUCCUUCGCCCGACCUCCUGGAUGAGUUCGCACCGCUCGCGGUCGGAUCUGUGCGGGCCGGGUCUUCCUGCUGUUCCCCAGGGCAUUCGGGCCAGGUUGCUGCUGCAUUUGAGAUGCAGAGUGGGAAACAGGAGGAAGGUGCCUUCCCAGGAGUCACAACCCCUUCCCGGGUGGCGCUGGUGACCUGCACCCAUUCCGGGAACUACUGCCUGAGUGUGCACUCCUGGGUCCUGGGUUCCUCCGGAAGCCUUUGGGCAGCUCUGGGAUAGGAGGGAGGUCGUGACCCUAAUCCCUCAGGGUUCAGAAGCUAGGGGAUGUGCUCUGGGAUGGGGAUGGGGGCUCCUCUAGUAAGAAAAGAGGGUGGGCUGGCAGCUGAGAGCCGCGCUGAGAAGUCAGCAGGGGAACAGUACCCGGGGCGCUGAGAACAGAAGGGGUAAUCCGAGAGUUCAAGCAAAGAGUUCAGCCUCACGUCCUAGAGGGAAGCUUAAGUAGGGGAGGGGUUUUUGUGAGCGCGCAUGUGUGUGUGUUUGUGUCUCCGUGUGUGUGUGUGUGUGUGUGUGUGUGUGUGUGUGUGUGUAAAGAAAAAAAGAAGUACGUUUGCCUUGCCCCGGGGCACAAACACGUUUUGUUCUUUAGGCGAUGACCUGCUGCCCCAGACUCUUGGAAGCUGAAAUGGAGAGGUGGGGAAGAAAGAACAGGACUUGCUCGCCCUCUUUUCAAAGUGCGAUUUAUCGGCCUUCUUUCUUUUUUUCUUUUCACUUUCUUUUCUGAGAUGAGUAACUCAGGAAAUGAGCAGGUGUACAUUUUGCCAUAGGAUGCUAAGGGCUUGAAUACUUUUCGCCUAGUCUUCCAUGUAAAGCAUGUGCACCCUGUGCACGGAGAUGGCCUUGGGACAGUCCCUGACCCAACCAGUUUUAUGCUAAUGAACGCUCGCUGCAGGAGGAUCUACCGAGAGGGGGCGGGAGUGGGGCAACUUGUCAGUUUCGGGGUAGAAAUGAUCCAGCUGUUGAAGAGGGAUAAGUUCAGAGGUUCUGGGAGAAAGAGAGUAGGGAAAGUUGGAGACCAUAAGCAGGCACUUGGGAACUAGGCGAAAAUAUUCAUAUAUAUAAAAACUUUGGUACCUUUAGAAUAAACUUAAUGGUGAGGGGAAGAAAGCAGGAGUUCUUAGCAGGAUAAGGAAACCGGCCAGGAGAGGUGAGAAGGCAAUAGUUAAGACCAGUAGGAAAUAGAGGCCCAAAGCCACCAUUUAUUUCUUCUUCGAGACUCUUCCUCUGUAGGGUCUGGGAAGAAAAGGGAAAAGACUGGAACUCCAUCCCAACCUAACUCACCUAGCUAGAAAUUCUUUUCUGUGUUUAUUUGAUGUACCUAUCCUGACCUCUUUUUUCAGCUGUGGGGUGUGUGUGUGUGUGUGUGUGUGUGUGUGUGUGUGUGUAUCCCUUUCGCGCAUACGUGCGCGCACACAUGCUUCUGCUGGAUCCGGUGGAUGGCCAGAUGGCAGUGGGCACGGUGAGCAUGCUGAUCGCUAAAUGCCAUUUAGUCAGAUAACUGUCAUCCUGGUUGUCCAGAAGAUCUCAUAUUGGUCCAAAACCCGUCGUAAAAAACUACCACAAGCAACCAGAACAUUGUUGUAGAGUUAUGAACGAUGCAUGGUAAAACUGGAAGUCAGUUCAGACACUUCUGCUGCUGUCACCUUGAUUCUGUGACAAAUUGAGAUGCAGUUUUCCUCUUUACUAACGAAAUGCCUGCUCUUCUCCCAAUGUCCAUUGUGUUUCUGGUGCUGGAUAAUCAACAGUCAUUUUACAUAUGAAGGCACACACGGGCGUGAACACACACACACACACACACACACACACACACACACACCCUGUGAGAAACUCCUUAUAGUGACUCUGUGAUAUUAUGAAACCAAGACUUUAAAUGCUAAUUUUAGUCAUAUAAUUGAAAGAUAAUCUUAAACGUACUUUUUAAAAAAAAGUUUUCUCUUUACUUUCUUUCCUGCUCUUUCCAGUCUCCCUAAUCAUCAUUCUUUUCUCCCUCUUUACAUCUUUCCUUCCCAGAGGUUCGCAACAGUUCCGGAGUCUUAAGUUGCAAGGCCAAAGAUCAGUUAAACCCAGUAGAAUUGUUUAUCCCUUUAAAAUAUCUCAUCUGUACCAUAAUAUUUUUCAUUUGGCCUUAAUAUGUGAUUAAAUGUCUUGUUCUAACAUCCUACUUCAAGCUAUUCUUCGGCAGGGAAAGUGCUGACUGACUAUUAAAUUUUGAUUUUAUAUCAAAUAAAAAGCCUGCUCAACUUAAACACAUGGAAAUGUUAUCCCGAGAAGAGGUGAAUACAUACUUACCUAGGUUCUCCAAACAGCACCAUAAGCCAAGAAAUGGAAAGUUGCAUUUGAACUUUCUCUUGUCACAAAUAUACAAUUUGCAUAUAAGCACAUUACUGGUUGAAUGGUAAUGAUAAGGGUUAUGUUUUCAUUUCUUUAUUUUGAAAGCAAUAGCUGGUAUACUUUGUACUUUGAACUUGAAAACUAUUUUUUUUUCAUUUAAAUCUGGUUUAUGUUUUGGUGUUAGGACUUGAUUUUUAUUACUCUAGAUUCCAGUGACAUCUUUCACCCUAAUUUAUCUCUGUUCUGGGUGUUUAACUGAUCAAGGGAAAAUUUGUUCAUUGUCCUACUGAAAAUAUAGAAGAAGUAGGAACAUUUCUCGUAUAUGAUUAGUCAUAUAGAUAAACAUUGUGUGCUGUGUAUACAAUAUGAGUCUGUGAUGUCAAAUUUUAGUAUUAUCAGCUGCUUAAAGAUAUAUAUCUAAUGAGGAUUCAGCAAUAUUUAAUUUUCAGGGGACUUUUAGGAUGCUAAAAAAAGUAAUGUUAAAGGAAAGAAACAUUAAUAAACUUUUUUGAGAGUGACUCAGGAACAGUAACAAAUCUUAAGGUGGAUUUAAUUUGCUUGGGGCUAUUGCAUUAGUAUGCUUUCUAUGAAAAUUAGAGUAAAUGUUGAAGCCAUCUGUCACUACCACUAGGAGAAGAAAAAGGCACUGUUACCUCCUAGAUAGUAAAGCUAAAAAAAAAAAAUACAGGUCUCAAAACACCGAAGAAAAAUCUAAGGGAAAUCCAUUUGAAAGUUGUUAAAAGACAAAGUCUGACCUUGAUAAGUUUCCUCCAAUUAUUAUUUUAAAACUAAACAUUAGUCGUCUGAACUUGGCUGUUGCCGCGGAGGUCAGUUAAUUAACUGCUAACCAUUAAAUAACAACAACAACAAAAAGUCAUUAUGUCCACGGUCAAGUCUGUUUGUGUCAGUCAAUUGCUUGUUUGUUGAUUUGGAUUAAAGUUUGAUUUUUUUUCUGUGAAUUCAUAGAAUGAAAAGUGAUUCUCGCAUUUGUUAUCUCAAAUGCUUCUUUUCUUGAUUAUUGGAGAAAGAUGAUUUUAUUUCUUUGUUUUUUUUUAAGACAGAUUAUGACUUGGCUUCUGUGUAGCCUGAGAUUUGCAAAGUUUUUUUUUUAAUUUAAACAGACUACCUCAUUCAACCUUUCACAUACAUUCAGAACAGCAUUCUUUUGUCUUUAAAGUAGAUGCUAUCCAUGAACAUAAAUUGGAAGAUAUGCCAAGCCUUUCAUGUUUCAGGGUCAUAUCUGAAUGCAGUUUUGCUGUUAGAACUGUAGAUUUCCCAGUAAUUCUUUGCUUUAUUUUUCUUGUCAAGGGUUUUUAAUAAAGAUAGAAUCCUGGGGCAGUAUUUAUUUAACAUUUUCCCGUUGUCUGCUCUGCAUUGACAAGGGAUUUUCAACACAAAUACAGAUUCACUCACUUCUGACAGACAGUAAUGACUCCUGGCACAGAGAAAUUUAAGAAUUAUUUCAUAUGAAGAGACUAUGCUUUUGAAGUGUUUGUGUUAUGUUGGAUUAAUGAUUCCCAUAAAACCAAGUGUCUCAUUUUAUAACAUUUCAAAAAGAGAGCGACAUGAUUAGCCAUGAAAUAUGGAAGCUAGUUUGGAUUUAUAACUUAUUUCUUUCUGAUUUACAAAUGUUAGAAAAUUAUAGCUUAAUUACUAAUAUAUUAAUGAGACUAUCACCUGGUAGUAUAGACCUUAAGUUUUUGAGUUAUGUAGCUAAUAUUUGUUCCCUGUAGUUAGUUUUGAACAUAAUUAUUGUUAAAAAUGUGCAUGUCUACAUUUUUUUUUUACUUUUAGGAAAAAUUUAAGUAAAUGUUACGAUGAAAUAAAUUUAAUUUUCACAAAUAAUAUCUUAUUUUUAGAGCUUCAAAUUUUCUUUCCACACCCAGUUUCCUUACCCAUGCCCAGUUUCCUUAUACAAAAUUUAAUAAAUUUGAUCCAGGUUUUUAAAAAUCAUCUCUUUAUUAGUCAAUGCUUGCAGGGUUUUUUUUUUUUUUAUUCUGUUUGCUUAAUCUACUGCAUUUCAUGGGAGUUGGAUGUAAAUUAGUGAGACAAAUAUCAGACACCUCUUUUUUCCUUACUUACCUCCCCUGUCCCCUGGGAUGUGACACCCAAUAUUGAUUAAAGUCUUGGCAGGGUUUGGGCAUAAAUCACUCCUUUCUUUGGCGAUUUACUACAUGUGAUUCACCAACAUACGAAAACAUAAUAUGGUUUAUUGUUUCUCAUUUGAUGUUUGUUUCCGGAAUGUAAAUAGCAUUUGCAAAUUAGCUUAAUUUGCAACCAAGUAGUUGUCAUUUUAAGAACACAGGGUGAUUUGACUAUCAAUCAGUAGUACAUUUCAAGUUAUUUUAUUCAGUUGUUUCCUACAAUUGUCUUUGUCAAUCAAGUAAAAUAGUUAUUUUAAUAGUAUUGUAUCAGCAACACAAAAUACAGCUUUGCAAAUUGCACUAGGCAGUGGAACUCUUACAGGUUGCAAAUUGUCUCCUUUUGAAUCUCUGCUCGAAGAGAACAGUUUAAAACAAGCCUUCUGAGUAGGCACAGUUCCAGACCUGGAAGGCCUCCUAAGAGGACUCAAAGUGUCACUUCCCCAGAGAACUCUCACAUCAUGCCACAUUCUGUCCCUGGUCUCAUGUCGCCUGGGAUAAUUCCACCAACAGGUCUGACUGCAGCUGCUGCAGCUGCUGCCAACGCCGCCAUUGCUGAAGCAAUGAAGGUGAAAAAAAUAAAAUUAGAAGCUAUGAGCAACUAUCAUGCCAGUAACAACCAACAUGGAGCAGAUUCUGAGAACGGGGACAUGAAUUCAAGUGUUGGCAGCAGUGGUGGUUCUUGGGAUAAGGAAACACUGCACUCUCCCCCAUCCCAAGGAUCUCAGGCUCCUGUUGCACAUGCCCGCAUUCCUGCAGCGUAUAGCCUUCCAGUUAGCCAUCCUCUCAACCAUCUGCAGCACAGCCACCUUCCGCCAAAUGGACUGGAACUUCCUUUUAUGAUGAUGCCUCACCCUCUAAUUCCUGUCAGCCUACCUCCAGCGUCUGUCACCAUGGCAAUGAGUCAGAUGAACCACCUUAGCACCAUUGCAAACAUGGCGGCUGCGGCACAAGUUCAGAGUCCUCCAUCCAGGGUGGAGACAUCUGUUAUUAAGGAGCGUGUUCCCGACAGUCCCUCACCGGCUCCGUCUCUGGAGGAGGGCCGAAGGCCUGGCAGCCACCCAUCAUCACACCGCAGCAGCAGCGUGUCUAGCUCCCCAGCGCGGACCGAGAGUUCUUCCGACAGAAUCCCUGUCCAUCAGAACGGGCUGUCCAUGAACCAGAUGCUGAUGGGUUUAUCCCCAAAUGUGCUUCCUGGGCCAAAGGAGGGGGAUUUGGCUGGUCAUGAUAUGGGGCAUGAGUCAAAACGGAUCCACAUUGAAAAAGAUGAGACCCCACUUUCUACACCAACCGCAAGAGACAGCAUGGACAAACUUUCUCUGGCUGGGCAUGGACAACCUCUACCUCCGGGCUUCCCAUCCCCCUUUCUGUUUCCUGAUGGCCUGUCUUCCAUAGAGACCCUUCUCACUAACAUUCAGGGCCUCUUGAAAGUUGCCAUAGAUAAUGCCAGAGCUCAAGAAAAACAGGUCCAACUGGAAAAAACAGAGCUGAAGAUGGAUUUUUUAAGAGAAAGAGAACUAAGAGAAACACUCGAGAAGCAGCUGGCCAUGGAACAAAAGAACAGAGCCAUAGUCCAAAAGAGGCUAAAGAAGGAAAAAAAAGCAAAGAGAAAACUGCAAGAAGCACUAGAAUUUGAGACAAAGCGCCGAGAGCAAGCAGAGCAGACACUGAAACAAGCAGCUUCAGCGGACAGUCUCCGGGUCUUAAAUGACUCCCUGACCCCAGAGAUAGAAGCUGACCGCAGUGGCGGGAGAGCAGAUGCUGAAAGGACAAUACAAGAUGGAAGGCUGUAUUUGAAAACUACCGUCAUGUACUGAUCACUUCGUGUUGAAGAAACCCUGUCAUCUACUACAGAACUCUGGAGGCCGACACUCAUCGUUGGAAAGUUCAGGAGAAAAACAAAGUCCGUAUAAAAGAACUUCUUUCAAUUUUGUGUGUUAACGCUCUUUGUCAUUUAAGUAUUCCACAACAGCAGAAAAGUUUCCUCCAUUGAGUUGUUUCACCUGUGGUUCACACCAGAGACUGAGAACGUUUGUAGAUGUACACAUAUCAACCUCCUUACACUUAUUAACUCUCCUGUGCUGCUGGACACUUGUGUACAGAGUUAAAGGCAGGUCUGAGGAAGACCAAGCGUUGGUUUGUUUUCUUUUCCUCCUUAAUGGAAUGAACCAUUUUCUUUUCCUCUUCUGACAGUUCUGUAACCGAGCACAUCAACUGACUUCGUAGCAGUGUUCACCCAGACUUACAGAAUUGUGUCCCACAGAAACCAGCAAGAAUAUAUGGGAUGAACUCUUAAGGGGCGUAAAGGAUUCUGGGGUGGGAGGGAACGAGAGAAGUAAGAGUAUUCUGUUACAUGCAAUUUUAAACUCUACUAUAAUUGCAGGUUUUGUCCUGAAGACCUUUUUCAUAUACUUUCUGAAAGACCAACAAACAGAUGUUAACGACUCAAUGAAAUUACAUUUUGCAUAUCUGAAAAAGAAGCAUUGAAUAUAAGCCAAACGGUUUCACUGAUGGUCUCUUUUUCUUAAAGAUAAAAUAUAUAUAUAAAUAUAUAUAUAAAAUAUAACAUGUUUUCAUUCCAAACUGGUAGCGGUAUAUAGGAUUAAAAAUAAUAAUGUUGCUUCUUUAUCCAAAUGGUUGGUCACAUGUACAAUAUAUAAACAUAAAACUCACAGAAAGGGAUUAUGUAUGCAGUAGUAUACUAGCGUUUAGGAAAUGAAAAUUUUAGAAAAUAUGUUUUGUCACCCUGUUGGUCAGAAAGAUGUCUUUCUGGUUUUAACGCAUGCAGGCAUGUAAAUAUUUGUCUGGAGUCACAGUAUUAAUGAAUGAGAUCUUAUGCAUCUGGUGACAUCAGAACUCUGUGUCGGCCAUUUUUAUUUGUAUAUUGAUCCCUGGUGAGUGCCCCAAACUGCACUUCAGAGGAUGAAUUGUGGCUGACCAGUAAAUCAAAACACCAGAGAUAUUUUUAUAUGUUAAUGUCAUAUUAUGUUAAUGUUGCUGAAAAACAAAACUUAACAAGCCCUUGGUGUAUUGGUCCGAAACCAUGUAGCCCUGAGUGGUGAAGGUAAAGUGUGCAGUGCUUCUCACCCUGUUCAGAGGUGGGUGGGUCUACAUGUUCUUUUCACUGUCGUUUGGAAAGUUACAGUAUGUGUUUUCAUAUCUGUGCAUAUAACUGGAAGUAAAGCUUCAAACAGAGCUCAUCCCAUGCUGAAGUUACCUUUGCGUUUAUACAUUGGGAGUAACCGUUCUGAAGACGUACAUAAGUCACGCAGUUGCUCUACACUUUGAUUUCCUGUCAUUUUGAAGUUUUGUGAUUAUAAUAUUUUUAUGACCAUAAAAAAACAAAAUAAUCAUUCUAAAGAAGCUAGCACCAGUGUUUAAGGAUAGUUUUGAUUGGGUAAUUAUUAUUUGGUUAAGAAUAAAACAUGUCCUAUUAUGGAUGUCACUGAGCUCCUAUAAUUUUUAGUCUUCCUUGCAGUUCUGAAACCUAACUAAUUCUUGGCUGUAACUUGCUAUUAACUGUUUAAGUUCAUUUUUUUAAUACAGCAAAGGGUUAUAUGUACAGUUCUUUUAGCUUGCAUUAAAGGGGAGUAAUAUUUUAAUUUAAAAUAUUGUUAGUAACUGCUUUGUAGAAACGGUUUGCUGAGCAUAAUUCUUCCAUGGUCAUGUUUUGUUGUUUGAGCAAAAGAGAUUCUAUUCUUACUUACAUGUAUUUUUGUUGGUUUUUCCCUACAUACAGUCUUUAAAUGAUUACGAUUCUUAAAAUUGGAUGGAUUUUUGGAAAGGUUGGGCGUCAUAAUUUUUCUUUUUAACAGUCUGCUUUUUUUUUUGUUUGUUUUUUAAGACUACAACUUACGUAGGUAGGAGAGUUUGCCAUUGCUCUGCUCCUGGCAAAUGGGGUAAAUAGUUUUAAAAUAUGUACGCGAAAGACCUCUGAGAAUGCUUUAGUGUUUGGUUCAGCGUAAAAGGAAAUUUUAGGAUUGAAGACAAAAGCUGUCCACUAUAUGUUAAGAGACUCUUAUUAACCGUUGUAAAUAUUGCAAUUCACAAAAUGUUAUUGUAAGUUUGUAACUUAAUUUUUCCCUCUUUUUAGUUAAACAGGUUUGUUUAGGAAUUUGUGUUUUGGUGUAAGCAAGUAAAAUUGUGCCCAUUUUAUGGUUCCCAUGCUUUUGUAAUCUUACAAAUAUUAACGUCUAGUUGUUCUAUAUUAUAACCAUAUUUGCGCUCUAUGCAAGCCCUCGGAACAGAACAUACUCAUCUUCAUGUAGGACCUAUGAAAAUUGUCUAUUUUUAUCUAUAUAUUUAAAGUUUUCUAAAAAUGAAAAAAGGUUAUUACGAAUUUUGUUGUACAAAAUCUGUACAAAAAUCUGUUUUUACAUCAUAAUGCAAGAAUUGGAAAUUUUUCUAUGGUAGCCUAGUUAUUUGAGCCUGGUUUCAAUGUGAGAACCACGUUUACUGUUAUUGUAUUUAAUUUUCUUUUUCUUUUCAACAAUCUCCUAAUAAAAAUGUCUGAAAUCGC
Rattus norvegicus (Norway rat) is the source of this 9165-nucleotide messenger RNA. Lineage: Eukaryota; Metazoa; Chordata; Mammalia; Rodentia; Muridae. The record is from RefSeq and is a predicted model, not a curated record.